GUCCGGUGUGUUUCAGCACAGUGAUGCUACUGCUCGUGUAUCUGUGGACAUUGUGUCGCAGAUCGGUGUUUGACACAAUAUCUGUGGUGAAAUAGUCCUGGACCGCGUAGAAUACCCCGUUACUAUUUUAUGGUAUUUGUCUAGAAUGUAUGGAUGGAUAGUUGACGGAAUUUCGUCGCUAUUUGAGCCCGUUACUGGGCAAAACCCCAACGAGUGGCCCGGGAAAGGUAACGUUAGCGAAAACAUACCCCAGCUCUCGGGCUUGAAAGUAGGGCCACAACGACAGGAAGGAGACGGCAGACCUGCGAAACGGAAUUACCGGAGUGUUGAUGUGGCAGCUGAUGUUAGCCAAAGUGACCAGGUAGAGGUGAAAAGACGCAAGCGAGAUGUAGUGAUCAGCUUUGUAAAGAAGACCGUGGCUGGCGUAGCAGGUCUACUCAGGCUGCGGAAUCCACUGACAAACAGCUGUAAAAAGCACAGACAUAAUGAAAAAACCCAGCCUGUUACUUUGAUGGGAAUAGAUGAGCUCCACACCUCAUGGAUAACAAGUGCUGAUUUGAAAAUGGAUAAACCAGAAGGUGGAGUUAAUGAGAGGGGUGCAAAGAACUCGUUUCAGAGUCCAUCACCUCCUUUAAUGAGGAAUUACAGUGCUACAGGGCUGUCCGACAGGGGGAAGGAGCGAGACAGGAAGGGUUCUCUACAGAUGCUGCCUUCGAGGCCUACUCUGAGAAUGGGAUAUACGACUGCUGAUCCCAUCUGUAAUGGCAUUGGACAUAACCGCUGCUACAAGCCCAGUCUCACUGUCGAAGAGGCCAUCAAGCAGAAUAAUAAAGAACACUACAGGCGUUUGUUGGAGAUGGUGACAGAAAAAUAUAGCAAAAGUCAACCACUACCUUUUACCCAAACAAAACCACAAGAUGAGACACUGUCGAAGUGUGAACACAAAACUGCUGGAAAACCCUUUGAAUCUGUUUCCAAAAAGACUGGAUAUACAGCUGCUCUGAAUGUAUUUACGUGGAAAAAUGUACCUGCACCAAAGAACAGAUGGGGUGGCCUCACUGUAAAUUAUACAUUGAGUGGAUCCUUUGACGAUACACAACAUGUGAGAUGCGCAAAGCCGACACCGGCACCAUCAGAGCCGGACCUUUCUACUGAAGUGGCCACGCGCCUCAACCUGGUGGACAAAGCCCCCCCUGCUGUCAGCCCCCCCGAAACACAUUCUACACACACUGCUCAUGCAAGAUACACUGAUGAAGACAUACCCAGGUUAAGCAAGGAAAUGGCAGCUGAGGUUAGUUGUGCUUUGGGUCAGAGUGAUCCCAACGUUGUCCUGAGUGCAGCCUUCAAACUGCGGAUCACACAGAGAGACCUGACCACGCUGCAGGAUGGAGGUUGGCUCAACGAUGAGGUGAUGAACUUCUACCUGUCCCUCGUCAUGGAGCGUAGCUCUCAAGCAGGACGAUUAAAAGUCUAUGCAUUCAGCACCUUCUUCUUUCCCAAGCUUGGCAGUGGGGGAGGGGGGCAGCCUGGAGGACAUGCUGCUGUCAAACGCUGGACCAAGGCUGUUGACCUGUUCGUUUGUGACCUGGUUCUGGUCCCUCUGCACCUGGGGGUCCACUGGGCCAUGGCUGUCAUAGAUCUUAAAUCCAAGACGGUGAGGUCAUAUGACUCGAUGGGGAACAGGCAUGAUGACGUCUGUGAUCUUUUACUGCUGUACCUAAAAGAAGAGCACAGAGUGAAGAAAGGCCGAGACCUCGAUGUUACAAAAUGGACCAUUGGGAGCUUGAAGGCCAGUGAGAUUCCUCAGCAGAAGAAUGGCAGUGAUUGUGGUGUUUUUGCUUGUAAAUAUGCGGACUAUAUCUCUAAAGGGCAGCCUCUCAGCUUUAAACAGUGCCAUAUGCCUCUCUUCAGGAAGUUGAUGAUAUGGGAAAUCCUGAAUCAGAAACUAUUGUAGAAGACUGCAAAUACAUCUCAACAAAAAUAAAUCUUCUAAUUGCAGAGACUUUUUGAAUGGGACUGAUAUUGUGUACAGUAAAUACACUGCAAAGAAGAAACUAAUGGGCCAAAGAUGUGGACUUCAGCUGAAAUCCAAGCCAGUCGAACUCCUCUGGUCAAUCAAAUAGUCUUAAGAGUUGCUUAUGUCCCUUUACCCAACAGGGAUGUAUUAACAUUUUGUAAUCUCUGAGUUGUAAUUAGAGACAGUUUUGGGUUGUAAGUAAUGUACGUUGUACCCAAGCAUCGGCUUGACUGAAUAAGUGUUCUGUUUUUUUCCUUAACUGACCUUAGAUUGUAAGUUUGGUUUGAAGUUCUGAAGUGCCUUCAUGCCUCUAAUUCUGAGCUCACAUUAAAGUGUUCUUUUUACCCUCUGACCUACAGUUUGUAGUCUGUAUUGAAGAGCUCAUCUUUGACUGUAUUCUUGCAGGUCAGAAGUGUUUGAUAGUACAAGGUAAUUAUAAUCAGCAAAGAGGACUGCAAGUCACUACAAUCUCUAAAUUCAAUCACUGAAAAAAAAGGCCUUUUUAAUCCUUUUCCAGACAGAAAGUGCAUGAGUGAGUGCUUGUAAAAUGCUUGUUUUUGCUUUUAUUUAUGACAUGACUGAAUCUGAAUGUUUUUGGGAGUAUUACUUAGGGUUUUUACAUCGAGUUACAGUAUAUCGUGAGUUAGAGCAAACUACUGUAAACAUGCAUGUGUAAGUUCAUGCUUUAAAAAUGUGAUUUUCUUCCCCGUCCAUAUAAUAAAGGUUUUCUCUUUAG
Messenger RNA from Sphaeramia orbicularis (orbiculate cardinalfish), 2753 nucleotides. RefSeq names its product SUMO specific peptidase 2 (gene senp2). Gene Ontology annotation, molecular function: deSUMOylase activity. The transcript is spliced from 17 exons. The record is from RefSeq and is a predicted model, not a curated record. Lineage: Eukaryota; Metazoa; Chordata; Actinopteri; Kurtiformes; Apogonidae. Bases 146 to 1954 code for a protein of 602 amino acids. Gene Ontology annotation, cellular component: nucleus. Gene Ontology annotation, biological process: proteolysis; protein desumoylation.